Messenger RNA from Lactuca virosa, 1354 nucleotides. The record is from the annotation of a GenBank genome assembly. Lineage: Eukaryota; Viridiplantae; Streptophyta; Magnoliopsida; Asterales; Asteraceae.
GUUGGGGGAUUUGUAAAGAAAGGGGAAGACGAAGAAGCGGCAAUUUCGGCCACUCUCGCUCUUGUACUUUGAUUUCUCAUCAACGUUUUAUCUCUCUCUAUUUCUUUCCCUAAAUACAUGCAACCCUAACAAUUCGUUCGAUUCCACUCUCUCUCUCUCCCUCUCCUCUCUCUCUCUCUGGGGCUAUGGCGGAUGAUAAGAGAAAGAAGAAGAGAGGGAGAAGCAAGGGUUUCAGGUUUUGCUUUCGGUCCUCCGCCGCCGAUGAAGCGUCUUCAUCUGUUAAUAAAUCCGAUGGCCUGGAAACCAAAAACGGACCGUUAGGAAAACCGGUUUUGACAGGGAAAGAGUUGCUUCCGGAUGGGAAGAUGGUCAACGGUGGCGUCGCCGAUAACGGCGGUGAUUGCGUUGUCAAACGUCCGUCUCGUCGACGACGAUUCUCUCGUGUACUUAAAGCCGUUUUGUUUGAUUCAAUGAAGACGAAGAAGAAGAAGAUUCGUAGAAGUUCUUCCAAAUCUUCGAUUGCUUCAGAUACGAGCGAGUCGUCUUCUUCAUCAAGCGAGAAAAUCGGCAAAUCAUUUGAAGACAUUAAUGCAUGUAGUAAGGAAUGUGCAGAUUUGGAUGAUUCUUGUAGUCAUUCAAAUCUAUUCUCAUCUUCUUCCCGAACAACUCUUUCCUCAGCCUCUACCUCCUCCUCUUCGUCCAUUAAUUCUAAUUCCCGAUGGUCUUCUGACCAAAAAUCAUCAUCCCGUUUAGAUUCAGUCGAUAACAGAGAUUCUGUUCCAUCAAAUUCAUCAAUCUCAAACAAAUCAAAUCGUAUCAACUCCACUUCUCGAUCAUCUUUUGAGCAAAAAGUAUCUUCUGCAACAGAUACACCCAUCAUUUCCAUUUCUAGACCCUCCUCAUAUCAAAAGGAAUUAUCCCGACUGGAUUCGAGAACUUCGGUUUCAUCUAAAUCCGAUAAGAUCAAAUCCGGAAGCAAAAAUGGAAGCAUCCGCUGGUGUUUAUUUCUUCUCUUUAGCCUAAUUGUACUCGUGAUUUGGGGUAGACUCUUCUCCAUUCUCUGGACAUCAAUCUCGUUUUACUUUGUGCCUCGCCCCCGGCUAAAACGAGUCAACUCAGUACCCACCACGACCGAGUUUCUUGAUUUUGACUCGGAUCAGUACAAGAAAAAAGUAAUCAUGGCUGGAUUGCUUGAUAGGACUCGUCCGAUCCGGUAACACUACAGGAAAAAUAUCAGGUCAGUUUGUAGUCUGUACGGAAUGUGUAUAAAAAUGUGUUAUGUAUAAAAACUAAAACUAUUCACAGAAAAAUGAUAAGUUUGAUUUUCAUUUUGUAAUGGAAGAAAAUUUGGAAU